AUCGCCGCCGGGGCCACAUCGCCGGAGGAUGGGGACCUGCUCGGGAGACCUGGCUCAGCCCCAGAACAGGAACUUGGCUCUCGCCCCCGCCGGGCCCCCGCACCCCCCUGGGAAGGAGCUGCCUGCGGCGGGCAGGGUGAGUACCGGGGCACUCCCGCAGCAGCACGGCACCCACCCCAAAGCCUUCUGUAACGCAUCGUUGGAUGGAGACCAGCCAGCCGGGACCCCUCCCCAUCCCUGAGGGUGCAGAGGGUCCCGUGGAGCAGUCUGUGGGGACAGUGUGGGGUGUCCCCCCUGUCCCCAGCCCCCAGGGUGAGCCGGAGCUGAGCUGUGCCCCCACACACCAGGACCCUGGGGUGGGCACCAGGCCCCCCCGGCCAGAGGUGGACAUGCUCUACAGGAUUGAGGACGUGCCCCCCUGGUACCUCUGCAUCCUGCUCGGCUUCCAGCACUACCUGACCUGCUUCAGCGGCACCAUCGCCGUCCCCUUCCUGCUGGCUGAGAGCCUGUGCGUGGGCAAGGACCAGCUCACCGUCAGCUACCUCAUCGGCACCAUCUUCACCUGCGUCGGCAUCACCACCCUCAUCCAGACCACCGUGGGCAUCAGGCUGCCCCUCUUCCAGGCGAGCGCGCUGGCCUUCCUUGUCCCUGCCAAGUCUAUCCUGGCCCUGGAGAAGUGGCGAUGCCCGCCUGAAGAGCAGAUCUACGGCAACUGGGCACUGCCGCUCAACACCUCCCACAUCUGGCAGCCCCGCAUGCGAGAGAUCCAGGGGGCCAUCGUGGUGUCCAGCCUGGUGGAGGUGGUCAUCGGGCUGCUGGGGCUCCCUGGGGCGCUGCUCAGCUACAUCGGGCCGCUGACCGUCACCCCCACCGUCUCCCUCAUCGGGCUCUCCGUCUUCCAGGCAGCCGGCGAGAGGGCUGGCUCCCACUGGGGCAUCGCCACACUGACCAUCUUCCUGAUCGUCCUGUUUGCCCAGUACCUGCGGCACGUCACCAUCUGCCUGCCCGGCUACCGGCGGGGCAGCGGCUUCAUCCUGCUCCGCAUCCAGAUCUUCAAGAUGUUCCCGAUCAUCCUGGCCAUCAUGGUGGUGUGGCUGCUCUGCUACGUGCUGACGUGCACCGGUGUAUUCCCCAGCCAGCCCGAGGCGUAUGGCUACAAGGCCAGGACAGACGCCCGGGGAGAGAUCCUGUCUGUGGCACCCUGGUUUCGGGUCCCCUACCCCUGCCAGUGGGGUCUGCCUACGGUGACCUCGGCAGCCGUGCUGGGCAUGUUCAGUGCCACGCUGGCGGGCAUCAUCGAGUCCAUCGGGGACUACUACUCCUGCGCCCGGCUGGCGGGAGCCCCCGCGCCUCCCGUGCAUGCCAUUAACAGGGCUGCUGGGAACCGGCAACGGCUCCACCUCCUCCAGCCCCAACAUCGGUGUCCUCGGCAUCACGAAGGUACUGGGGCCAGGGAGGGGUCCUGGCUGGGCCGGGGGGCAUGGGCGCUGUCACCCACUGCCAGUCUCUCCAUGCAGGUGGGGAGCAGGAGGGUGAUACAGUACGGGGCUGGGAUCAUGCUCGUGUUGGGGACCAUCGGCAAGUUCACGGCGCUGUUCGCAUCCCUGCCUGACCCCGUCCUUGGAGGGAUGUUCUGCACCUUAUUCGGCAUGAUCACGGCCGUCGGCCUCUCCAACCUGCAGUUCGUCGACAUGAAUUCCUCCCGCAACCUCUUCGUGCUGGGCUUCGCUAUGUUUUUUGGGCUGACGCUGCCAAACUACCUGGAUUCCCACCCCAAGGCCAUUAACACAGGUGUCCCCGAGCUGGACCAGAUACUGACGGUGCUGCUAACGACGGAGAUGUUCGUCGGGGGGAUCAUUGCCUUCAUCCUGGACAACACCAUCCCGGGGACGCAGGAGGAGCGAGGGCUGGUGCAGUGGAAGGCGGGCGCGCACUCGGACAGCGCGGGGAGUGCCAGCCUGAAGAGCUACGACUUCCCCUUCGGGAUGAGCGCGGUGAGGAGGAGCCGGUGGCUGAAGCACGUGCCCAUCUGCCCAGUGUUCACCGGGUUUAAGGCCCGGGCGAGGGGCGGCAGCACCGUGGCAGCCGCGGAUGCGCAGGACGCUGCAGAUGGGCUCUCGGUGUGCACAAAGGUCUGAGCAAAGGGAGGGCUCGUGCCCCGGCGCCGCAGAAGCCGAGCCGAGCUGCCACGGGUGCUGUCGGGGCUCGUUAGCACCCGCCAAGGCCAAAGCCGAGGCUGCUGGUGCUCAUCUCCAACGCAGGGUUAGGGAAACUCAAAGCUGCCUUUCAGGGACAGCCUGAGCUCCCAGGGUACCGGCCUGGGGACUGCCCCCCCCAGCAUCAUUGCUCCACCUCGAGCUUUAGCUGGCUGAGACUCGGGCGCUUGCUGAAGCUCGUUAGGCACCACCGGCACCAGCCAGAGCCCCCGGAGCCACCAACUCUCACCCGGAGCCACGGAUUUUCAUGCUGCGUCCUCGGCUUCAGCAGGGCUCCGCCGCAGCUGCAGCGGGCUCUGCGUGGGGUGCAGUAUCCAGAGCAGCAUUAGGAUGCCCGUUUUAAGAGCAUACAUUAAAAAUAAUAAAAAAUUCAAGCCCA
Falco peregrinus (peregrine falcon) is the source of this 2595-nucleotide messenger RNA. It is a transcript of the gene SLC23A1, whose product is annotated as solute carrier family 23 member 1. Lineage: Eukaryota; Metazoa; Chordata; Aves; Falconiformes; Falconidae. Bases 204 to 2138 code for a protein of 644 amino acids. The record is from RefSeq and is a predicted model, not a curated record. Gene Ontology annotation, biological process: transmembrane transport. The transcript has 13 exons. Gene Ontology annotation, cellular component: membrane. Gene Ontology annotation, molecular function: transmembrane transporter activity.